Messenger RNA from Chaetomium fimeti, 1703 nucleotides. RefSeq names its product aspartic peptidase domain-containing protein. The record is from RefSeq and is a predicted model, not a curated record. Gene Ontology annotation, biological process: proteolysis. Bases 276 to 1703 code for a protein of 475 amino acids. Gene Ontology annotation, molecular function: aspartic-type endopeptidase activity. NCBI's taxonomy places the organism in Eukaryota, Fungi, Ascomycota, Sordariomycetes, Sordariales, Chaetomiaceae. The transcript is spliced from 2 exons.
GGUUUCGGUGGGCGGCCCUCCUGGACUUGCCCAGACACAACAGUCAAAGCGUGUCACAAAGUGCUGAUGAUGACAUACGCCGCUUAGUUAUGCUCCUGCUGGCUCACCUGCAUUGCACGUCUGAGCAUAGCCUCGAGCGUUCGCCACCUGUCACCGAGCUCUAAAAGCCCGUGCCGUUCCCAAGCUGUUGCCUUUCCAAUGUUGCGGCAUCCUCAAGCAUUCGUGUGGUGUCAACUUACGCUCGUUUUACUGAACUCGAACCACGCGCUGUGAAAAUGAAGACCUCUUUGCUUUUUGCCAUUGCGGCUCUACCUGUUCAGACGGUAGUAUAUGCCCUAGCAAGGCCAAACACAAACGAUGGGCCGAGAGUGCUCGGUUUAGAAACCCAGCGCCGGGCGCCACGGAACCCGACGCACAGGGAUAAGCUGAGAAAACGAGGCACUUUGGAGGUCGGCUUGGACAACGAGGAAACCCUAUACUUCAUUAAUGGCACUGUCGGCACGCCCCCAAGGGAAGUGAGGCUGCACAUCGACACGGGCAGCAGUGAUCUAUGGGUCAACACGCCCAGCUCCAGUUUCUGCAGCUCAAGAGGAAGCCCCUGCGCAUACUCCGGCACGUAUGAGGCGAACUCAUCGUCGACGUACGAGUACAUCGCAAGCAACUUCAACAUCUCGUAUGUCGACGGCAGCGGUGCGACGGGGGACUACGUCUCGGACACGGUCAGCUUCGGUAGCCAGACAAUCGACCGCCUCCAAUUCGGCAUCGGCUACUCGAGCACCAACGGCCAGGGCAUCCUCGGCAUCGGCUACCCGCUCAAUGAAGUCCAGGUCGGCCGCGCCGGCCUACCGCCUUACAACAACCUGCCCGCCCAACUAGUCGCCGACGGCGUGAUCCAAUCCAACGCCUACUCCCUCUGGCUGAACGAUCUCGACGCCAACACGGGCAACAUCCUCUUCGGCGGCGUCGACGCCGAGAAAUACGUCCCCCCACUCCAAUCCCUCCCCAUCGAAUCCACCUCCGGCGUGCACGGCGAGUUCAUGAUCACGCUCACCAACCUCCAACUCAACGACCAAACCCUCACCGGCGGCAGCAGCACCGACCCGCUCGCCAUCGCCGUGCUCCUCGACACGGGCUCCUCCCUCACCUACCUGCCCGACCACCUCGUCUCAGAGCUCUACACCGCCGUCGGCGCCAUCUACAACGCGUCCACCAACGCCGCGUACGUGCCCUGCGCGCUCGCCCGCUCCGACCCGUCCGCCCGCCUCCGCUUCACCUUCACGUCCCCCACCAUCGCCGUCGCCCUCGACGAGCUCGUCCUCGACCUGGUCACGGCCUCGGGCGCCCGCCCGGUGCUGGAUGAUGGCCAGACCGCCUGCCUGUUUGGCGUCGCCCCUGCCGGGGAGGGGACGUACGUGCUGGGGGAUACGUUCCUCAGGUCGGCGUAUGUGGUGUAUGAUCUGGAGAAUCAUGAGAUUGCGAUGGCGUCGACAAGGUUUAAUACCACGGCGACGAGGGUGCUGGAGAUUGGGACGGGGAGUGAGGCCGUGCCGGGGGUGACGAGGGUGAGCGAUCCGGUCAGGGCGACGGAGGGGUUGAGGGGGCUGAAUGCUUCGGAUUCGGCUGGGGUGAGGGGUGUGGAGGGCGCGUGGAGGGCGGUGCUGGCUGGGGUGGUGGGGGUGGCGGUUGUGAUGGGGGUGUUGUAG